UAUACAUGAGCAUACCAAUUUCGUCUGACAAUUCUUCUCAGCAUUGAUAUCAACAGCAAAAUCAGAAAUGCCAGGCAAAACGAAGAAACAUUUCGGUACAAAGCGACAGGAGAUGGCCCAUAAAGCAGAUUCGUUAUGUAAAAUGAAAACCUGUCACUUUAGCAAGCAGGAGAUUGAAAGACUUCUGCAGUUAUUUAAGGAAUUCACAAAGACAGCGCCCAAUGAGGUCAAGCGAGGGAAAGGAGGAAUUGACAGGACAAAGUUUAGAGACAUCCUUCACCAACAUUUUGACAUGACGGAUGAUGUGUUGAUGGAUAAAGUGUUUAAGGCAUUUGAUCUAGACAACGAUGGUUAUGUGAGUGAAGAGGAGUGGGUGCUUGGAAUGUCCAUCUUCCUCAAGGGAGCCAUUGAUGAACAGUCCCGAUUCUGUUUUGGUGUGUACUCGAUGCGCGGGGAGGACGGUUACAUCUCCAGGGAGGAUAUGUACCUCCUUUUGAAGAACUGUCUUGUACAGCACCAACAAGAGGAGGAUGCUGAAGAGAUGCAGAAAGACCUUGUGGAGAUGGCCCUCAAGAAGAUUGAUUUUGACCAUGACGGGCGUGUUUCUGUUGAGGACUACAUGAAAUCUGUAGCAGAGGAAAGCCUGCUGAUUGAAGCCUUGGGACCAUGCCUGCCUAACACAAAGACGAGGGAGAGUUUCUUGGAGCUGAUUGCAGACGACAAACAGAAAAAACACAGAUUCUAGACAGCCAGCAUAGUGGAAGUCAAAUACUCAAUUUUUUGCUGCUGAUUCUGUAUUGUGCUUUAAACAAACAAUAAUUGAGUGUAAAUAAGGGCCCAUUUAAUGAAGUCAGUCAAUUCUUAUGCAAUGGUAACAUUUAAGUAUAAUUCUUAAGUUAUCUUUCUACUAUCUUGCAGUGAGCCAUAAUAUAAAAUUACAAAUAUGGUAUGAUUUUUUGUUAAACUUACAUUCCAGAGCAAAAUUGCUUUUUUUUGAUAAUUAUAUAUACAUGUAUUGCUAUCAAUUCUACUUUGGUUUAUCAUGAAAUUUAAACAUUGUUUAAUAGCAAUUUGAAUGCAUAAUGAUAUAAAUAAGAAUUUAGAAAAAAUAGAUUGUUUGGAAGCUUAGUUGUCUCUGCAAGAAAGUUGAAAAAAUAGCUUCACAAAAACUGAGAAAUAGGCUGUGUUUAUUUUUUAUCAUCUUAAUGAUUAUGUUGUUACUGACCAAUUGUUUAGCAGACCAAACAUAAAUGCUAACUUUCUUAGUGUUCAGAGCGAAAUGCCUAUUAAAUGCCUCUAUAUUAGCAUACAUGAGCUUCUAAAUGACUUACUAAAUAAAACCUCUUAAUAACUUAAUGAAAAUUAGACGGUGGUUUUCGAUACAUAAUGAGCAUUUUGCUGUUCUAAUUUGUGUAAUGAAUUUUUGGUUGUCAAAGCUGUACUAAAUGAUUAAAUCUCUUUGGCGAUUCCUUUGGCGAGGCUUGAAUUUGAACUCUUAAAAGUGCACAUUUGACAGUAAACUAUGCAAUGUACAUAUUAUUUUCUUUGAGUUAUAUCCUGUUUAUUUAUUUUAUCUACUUUUUAAUGAUUUUUCUUCUGUUUGAAAGAUGACUAAUAUGUUGGCUUUCCAAUGUUGCUGUUUUCAAACAGCAUUAUUUUUGCCUAAAAUCAAAAGGUGCCAUGGACAUUUUUAGACAUAGCAAAUGUUAUAUAGGUGGUCACUCAAUAUGGAACUUGUUAAACAAGAAAAAGAUUACUAGAAUUGAUAAAAACAAGCCAUGGUGAGAUUUUCUCAAUUUUGAUGAAUAAGUUUACAUUUCUUAUUGAAUGACCACGAAAGUGACAUUCUAUUUAUAUCAUGAAAUACUACCGUAGUUUGAUGUUUUUCAGCGCUAAAUACAUAAAAAGACACUUUAAAUCAUGCACAUUUUAAACGCUAUUCAUUGAUGACCUCAGGUUAUAAGUAGUUACACUUGUUAUAUAAAACGUUAUAAAAAAAUAUAUAGUGAUGUUAUAACAGUUAUUUCAAGAUAGCGACAUCAUAUAUGGUUUUAUUUGAUAUAUUUAUUUAGUAUUCUCUUAAAUCUCAUUUAGAAUGUAAUUCACCAUAUGAAAAGUUAUAAGUAAAUAAUUGUGGAAAAGGUCAAUGAAUUGCGUUUAAGAUACAUUUUUUUAAAUAUAUGUAUGUGCUACAUUACACAUUUUAUCUUGGCCAUUUAUUCAAAUAAUGCAUUCAGUGCAUAGCGAAUCUUGUAUAGUAUAAAGUAUAUAUUCGAUAAACAAGACAUACAUGUACAUUAAACAGGAAAAUUUUCAUAGAAUCAAGUUAAUUAUAAAAUUAAUGUUGACAAUUUUCAAACCAAUGAAAUGUUAUAAGGCAAAGAAAUAAAAUACUCAAAUAAUGAGUAUAGGAAUCAGACAUGUAAUAAAUUACAACUUAAUGUGUUUUUUGUUCCAUAUUAUUUUUGUAAAAAAAAAGCCAUUAAAAGAUAUACGGUUAAAAAUCAAGUACAUGCCCUAAUAUCACAAACAUACACAAGUCAAUUCUCAAACUCAAUCUUAACUCAUUUUACCAAAAAAAAGACUUGUAUGGUGCAGAAUCCUGCAGGUUUUUAUACUUUUUGAAAACGUAUUUUCUCAUAGCAUGUGUAGAUAAAAAGAUUUUAUCAAUAUUUCAGAGAAAACUAAGUCCCGGGCACAAUUAUACUUGAGUAUUUUAUAAAGAAUACAGAAUUGUACUCAAAUACAUUUUUGGCUGCAGAAUAUCUUUCCCUUGGAAUUCGACCAUUAUAAGGCAGCAUAUUGUAUGAUAGAAUGCACUUAAAAGGUGUAAAAAACAUGUAUGAUUUUUAAUAAAUUUUGAUGCUAUGUGGUAAAAUGAGUUGAGACUGAGUUUGAGAUUUGACUUAAGUAUUUUCGUGAUAUUAUGGCCAGGUAUCAAAAUACCACUUCAAUUAUGUGUUAUAUAUAAAAAUGUGUUUUCAUCCUUUUUGGCUUAUAAACGUUUAUUGCAUUUUUGUUACAUAUUUCAGAUUUAGUUGGUUUUAAUAUUUAAAUACUCUGUGCUUAUACACAUUGAUACUCGCAGUUAGAUAAGUUAUAGUUAGGAAAUAAAUCUUAGAGUAAAGUAGCAUGUUUACACACUUAAUUUUAUUAUUUCAGAAUGUUUAGAUAGAAAUUUUAUUCAAUACAGGUAUCAAGUUUUGCAAACAAAUGAGCCAUAUUCUUCUUUUAUAACAACCACCAUUCACUUUUCAAAUCAUGUUCAUGAUAUUUGAAUAAAGAUGAUUUUUUUUAUAUUUAUCAAGUUAAUUUAUUUUUUCAAUUUGAAAAAAAAGACAUCAAAAUAUAUAUUUUUUUUAAUUUAAUAAAUUUCUCAUAAUAAAAAAUAUAAUUUUCAUUUAUGGUAUCUACAUUUUUUAUUACAUUACCUAACAUAUAAUAUACACAUAUAUUUCAUAUUUAAAUUUUCUAUGUUUGUACAUGUAUAUUUGUAAACUCAUUAUUGUUUAUCGUUUUGUCCUUGCCGACUGCUGUGAUUAACUGUUUUUUCUGCUAAUAAAGAAUUAUUUUAAAGUGUU
This is a messenger RNA of Mya arenaria, 3581 nucleotides long. RefSeq names its product calaxin-like. Bases 68 to 745 code for a protein of 225 amino acids. The record is from RefSeq and is a predicted model, not a curated record. NCBI's taxonomy places the organism in Eukaryota, Metazoa, Mollusca, Bivalvia, Myida, Myidae. The transcript has 7 exons. Gene Ontology annotation, molecular function: calcium ion binding.